Molecule: messenger RNA, 2487 nt
Organism: Motacilla alba alba
Lineage: Eukaryota; Metazoa; Chordata; Aves; Passeriformes; Motacillidae
Gene: ARHGAP10
Product: Rho GTPase activating protein 10
Exons: 23
Coding region: 148-2487 (779 amino acids)
Biological process (GO): signal transduction
Cellular component (GO): cytoplasm
Molecular function (GO): GTPase activator activity; protein binding
Source: RefSeq, a predicted model, not a curated record
GGCGGCUCCGCUGAGCUCGGUUGUCUGUGCCCGCGCCCAGCUCUGCGAGGGGGGAGCUGCUGCUCCGUCUUUGUGGCCGCGGCUGCGGAGGGCGGCGGUGCUGCGGUUCGCGGGGAGCCGAGCCCCGGCGCGGCAGCGGCGGCAGCCAUGGGGCUGCAGCCCCUGGAGUUCAGCGACUGCUACCUGGACAGCCCCUGGUUCAGGGAGCGGGUGAGAGCCCACGAGGCCGAGCUGGAGAAGACCAAUAAGUUUAUCAAGGAGUUGCUGAAGGAUGGGAAGAACCUGAUCGCCGCGACCAAGAACCUUUCAGCGGCCCAGAGAAAAUUUGCCCAUUCUCUGAGAGACUUUAAAUUUGAGUUCAUUGGUGAUGCAGAGACUGAUGAUGAAAGAUACAUAGAUGCAUCGCUUCACGAGUUUUCAAACUUUUUAAAAAACCUUGAAGAACAAAGAGAAAUUUUGGCACUCAGUGUUACUGAAACUCUGAUCAAACCUUUGGAAAGAUUUAGGAAAGAGCAGCUUGGAGCUGUAAAGGAGGAAAAGAAGAAGUUUGAUAAAGAGACAGAGAAGAACUACAGUUUGUUAGAAAAACAUUUGAAUUUAUCAGCUAAGAAGAAGGAGCUGCAAUUACAAGAGGCAGAUAACCAAGUGGAGCAGAACAGAAAACACUUCUAUGAGCUGUCCCUUGAGUACGUGUGCAAGUUGCAGGAGAUCCAGGAGCGGAAGAAAUUUGAGUGUGUGGAGCCUGUGCUAUCAUUUUUUCAGGGCUUAUUCACUUUCUAUCACCAAGGAUAUGAACUUGCUAAAGACUUCAAUCAUUACAAAAUGGCCUUGCAGAUAAAUAUACAAAAUACACGAAAUCGCUUUGAAGGAACAAGGUCAGAGGUAGAGGAGCUCAUGAACAAGAUCAGAAGAAAUCCUCAGGAACAUAAAAGAGCAAAUCACUUCACGAUGGAAGGCUACCUCUAUGUACAGGAAAAAAGGCCUGCUCCCUUUGGUUCCAGUUGGGUGAAGCACUAUUGCAUGUACAGGAAAGAGACAAAGAAGUUUUCCAUGAUCCCAUUUGAACACAGAUCAGGAGGAAAACUUGGUGAUGCGGAACUCUUUGUCCUUACGUAUUGUACCAAAAGAAAUACAGAUACAAUAGACAGGCGAUUCUGUUUUGACUUAGAAGCUUCAGACAGGCCUGGAGUUCCUGUGACCAUGCAGGCAUUUUCUGAGGAAGACAGGAAGCUGUGGAUGGAAGCCUUGGAUGGAAAAGAAGCUCUGCUCAUCAACUUGAAUAGAGCGAAUGCAAAACGAGAGGGAAGUGCACAGUUGGAUAAGAUAGGGUUCACCAUCAUCAAAAAGUGCAUCAGUGCUGUUGAAACACGAGGUAUAAACGACCAAGGAUUGUACAGAGUUGUGGGGGUGAGUUCAAAGGUCCAGAGACUUCUGAGUUUGUUGAUGGAUUCAAAAACCUGCAAUGAAGUUGACCUGGAAAACUCUGUAGAUUGGGAAGUGAAGACAAUUACGAGUGCUAUGAAGCAGUAUCUGCGAAGCCUUCCAGAACCACUGAUGACAUACGAGUUGCAUGGAGAAUUCAUCGUUCCUGCCAAAAGUGGGAGUCCAGAGUCUCGAGUCAAUGCUGUUCACUUCUUGGUCCACAAACUCCCAGAAAAGAACAAAGAGAUGCUGGAGAUUUUGGUGAAACAUUUAGCGAAUGUUUCAAAGCAUGCCAAGAAGAAUCUAAUGACUGUGGCAAACCUAGGCGUAGUAUUUGGACCAACCUUAAUGAGGCCACAGGAGGAAACUGUAGCAGCCAUCAUGGACCUGAAGUUUCAGAAUAUUGUCGUUGAAAUCCUGAUAGAAAAUCACGAGAAGAUUUUCAAAACCCUGCCUGAUGCUACUUUCCCUGAGCCAAUCCCUAUGUCAGUGUCUCCUCCAAAUGCCCCACCAAGGCAGUCAAGAAGACAAGGACAGCGUACUAAGAGGCCUCUGGCUGUUUACAAUCUCUGCCUGGAGUUGGAUGAUGCUGACAGUCACAGCUCCCCCAGAGAAGACACCCCAACUGGGAGCAUGGAUUCUCUUUCUUCCCAGUCUCCAACACCUGCAUUCUCCAGCAGCCCCCUUGGGCUCUUGGAUGGAAAUCACCUUAUCAUGGAUGGUGGAGAUCUUGCAGGCUGGACAGCAAAUCUUCCUGCUCAAAGCCGCCCAUCGAUGGUCUCAUGGAUGAACAUUCCAUCUGCUAACCCAGCUACCACAGAUGCUGCACUACCCACUUUCUUCUUCCCCAGCCCUGCCACUGGCACUGACAGAGCAGUGGAAAGUGUUGCCCACCGAAAAGCAAGAGCAGUUUAUCCAUGUGAAGCAGAACACAGCUCGGAAUUGUCAUUUCAGAUAGGAGCAAUAUUUGAAGAUGUGCAAUUUUCCAGAGAGCCAGGAUGGCUAGAAGGCACGUUAAAUGGCAAGAGAGGACUUAUUCCACAAAAUUAUGUUCAGUUUUUAUAG